Molecule: messenger RNA, 642 nt
Organism: Rosa rugosa (rugosa rose)
Lineage: Eukaryota; Viridiplantae; Streptophyta; Magnoliopsida; Rosales; Rosaceae
Exons: 1
Coding region: 1-642 (213 amino acids)
Molecular function (GO): RNA-DNA hybrid ribonuclease activity; nucleic acid binding
Source: RefSeq, a predicted model, not a curated record
AUGGUUAUGUGGGCUAUUUGGAAAAACUGGAAUGCACAAUUGUGGGAAGGUAGUAGACAGCAUCCAAGUGAAGCUUCUAUGGUAGCUAUGUGUUGGUUAAAUGAAUUUGCUAAAGCAAAUACCUUUGAACAGACUCCAAGGGUGCAACGAAGGGGAUGGGAGGCUCCAGAGAAUGGUUGGUUGAAGUGUAAUAGCGAUGGUUCUCAUCUUGCUGCUGCUAAUAGAGGCGACGUGGGAGCUGUGAUUCGUAACCAUGAUGGUACAUUCAAGGCAGCUACAAUGAAGCAACUUGAUCAAGUGGUUUCCCCUUUUCACGCUGAACUUAUAGCACUAUAUGAAGGUGUGAAGUUGGCUCAAACUUUGCAAUUUGAUAAGGUAGAAUUUGAAACUGAUUGUCUACUACUUGUGCAUGCCUUGGAACAAGAAGAUACAGAUUGUUCAAAUUUGGGCUUCAUGCUUGAAGAAGUGAAGGAGUUAAUGCGAGGACAUGUGCAUUACAUGAUCAGAUAUGUUCCUAGAGAUGCUAAUAUGGUGGCACAUAGAAUAGCUAGCCAUUCUUUGUGUAAUAGUGACAGCCAAACAUGGCUUAUAAUUGCUCCCGAGUUUAUAUGGGAUGUCAUUCUAAACGAGUGUACUCGUUAA